This is a messenger RNA of Oryctolagus cuniculus (rabbit), 2435 nucleotides long. RefSeq names its product sperm-associated acrosin inhibitor. The record is from RefSeq and is a predicted model, not a curated record. Gene Ontology annotation, molecular function: protein binding. Lineage: Eukaryota; Metazoa; Chordata; Mammalia; Lagomorpha; Leporidae.
UCCUCAGCUGAAUACACGUGACUGAGAAGUGCAGGUGAACAAAAUAGAGACCGCGUCUGCAGCUGGUGUCUGCACUCUGCGUUGCCCUCUCUCCUUCAGGUUUCUUCCACAGAGUUGAUAAAAUGCCUUUCUUCUCGUCAUGGAUCAAAGCAGUUUUCAUCAUUGCCUUGACAUUUCCUUUUCAUUCUGAAACUGCUUUUGCACCUUUACCAGUCAUUCGCAAACCACCAAACUGCGAUUUAUAUUCAAACUAUAUCUGCACCAAAGAACUUGAUCCAAUCUGUGCAACCAAUGGCAAGACUUACAGCAAUAGAUGCAUGUUCUGCAGUGAAAAGCGACAAAGUAAAGAUGCGUUUGUAUUUUUGCAUUAUGGUGAAUGCUGAAUUUUGCCUGACCGACACAUUCCGGUGGCUUCAUUGUAACCCUUUUUGUGGUGGCUCCUGCAAUCAACUAGACUCUCCUUAAUUAGGGUCUCAUUCCUGGUUGAUCAAGUGAAGACUUCUACGGUACAUAGGAUGUACAUAGGAUGUCAAAGAACCUUUCCAACACUAAUAGCCUGUAACUAAAGGAACUUUAUUCUCUGUGUCCAAUUUUUCACUGAUAACUUAAAAAAAGCUAUUAUAAUAAUUUUGAGUUUGUUAAUAUAAAAUCUACCACAAUUUAUAAUCAUAAAUAUUUCACUCAAUAAAAUGUUAAAUUUUUUUAUCUUUGUUAAAAUAUUCAUACUAUCUUUGGUUAGUAAUGGGUUAAAAUAGUUUUCAUAACUAUAAUUAAAGAAACAUAUUCAGAGGUGAAUACACAAUACAUUACUUGAGUGUUUGGUGGGAGUACAGACUCCUGGGCUCCUCUUUAGCCUGAAGCACCAGAAUCUGUAGGAGAACAUUCUGGAAGUUCCACAUGAGCUAUUCUUCUUGAUCUCUCUAACUGCACCUUGCCUCAUGUGCCCAUUUACUUUGUGUUUUGGAAUUAUCUUGAAAUUAUUUAUUUCCUUGCAAUGCUUCUUGCAACAUUGAACUCUUGAACUGGCUAUUCUGUUUCACGAAAGACUUUUUAAACUUUCUAGUAUUCUGCUCAUAGGUUCAUCUCUGAUCAUCCUAAUGAGGACAUAUUGUCUCAGUUGUAAACUUGCAUGCCCUGAGACACUAUGACAUUUCUUGACACAGUUUUUUUCUGUAGAGAGAUAGUUUGGCACAUUUCUUAUUCACCUCUCAACUACAUUCCCCACAAGCAGCUGGGAUGGGGCACUGUGAUAAACUCUCUGUACGCAGAAUCUCCUAGAAAAAUGGGCUUCCACUCUUGUACUCAGGUUCUAUCUACCAGUUUAUCUUUCCCUAUUUAACAUCCAACUCCCUAUCCCAUGAAAAUGGGUCUGGGCAUUAGACUCUAAUCUCAAGACACACUGUGGUACUCAGAAGUAUACCCAAACCAGUCAAUCCAUUGUGUCUCCCGGUAAUAAACAUCAUCAAGUCACUUUGGCCUCUUCGAGUCAGAAACAAAUUUAAAAUAUCUAGUGUCUUUUGAAAGUAUCAUAAUUGUAUUUUCAAGAAUAUGGGUUCUCCAAACAACAACAGUAGCAAGGGAAAAAAAUCAACACAAAACCUUGCACUUCUCAGUAUAACGCAGUAGAGGACCUAGUAUGAAGCUCAGCUGAUGUUUAUGUUUGCUUAGGUCAGAUCCAGGAAGUUUAUCCCAUUAUUGCCUGAGUGGUGAAUUGAUUUAGCCCACAAUUCAUGAGAAAGUGACACUGAGAUUAGUCUCUAUUUUUUCUGUCUCUUUAAGAUCUCUGUCAUCUAAAGUCAUAAUCUUCUCCUUACUCAUUCUCUUACACAAACUAAUACAUUCAUUUUUUCUUACAAAACCGUAUAAAAUAAUUUACAUACCUAACAUUUCCUAUACUAGUUGAUUCCUAGGCUGCUUGGGGAGUCACAGGCAAUCUGUUUUACUCUUGAUGUCUACUGAUGCACACAUAAAGAGAAAUCCACUGCAUGGACUAUAAAGAGCUUCCCAGCAACUUCACCUCAGCUUCAGCUGAAUUUAGUUUAUUUCUCUAUCAUGAGUUUCUUUCGUGAUGAGUUUAUUCCUGGAAACAUCAGGUAGGGUUAAGGUGACAGUGCCCUGUAGUCAACAACCUAAGUCCAGACAGUUUAAAUAUUUAUUACUGACACUACUUUAAAUAUAUACCACAAAUAUAUAUGACUUUCUCUUUCUCUCUCUCUCUCUCUCUCUUUCUGCUGUUCCAAAUGUUUCCAGCAUGUGUGUCAGAAGAAUUUCCUCAAACCUUACUGCACAUGGGAUUGUUCUGGGAGCUUCUAAAGCUUGCCAAUGCCCAGUCCUUGUCAACUAGUGGUGGAUUUACAAUUUUGACUGCAGAAUGAUGCAUUCAUACUGUUUAAAAUUUCCCCCUAAAAUUAAAAUUAAAACAAAUCAAAAAAGAA